Benincasa hispida (wax gourd) is the source of this 1909-nucleotide messenger RNA. RefSeq names its product Pentatricopeptide repeat (PPR) superfamily protein. The record is from RefSeq and is a predicted model, not a curated record. Lineage: Eukaryota; Viridiplantae; Streptophyta; Magnoliopsida; Cucurbitales; Cucurbitaceae. Gene Ontology annotation, molecular function: protein binding.
CAGAUAAGGAUAAGGCCAAAUUGGAAUGGGGCGAAAUUUGGAGUUGAGGCUUGAAUAGAGGAAAGUAUAAAAAGAACUUGCUUUCGUUGGUACCAACUCCCAUCGGUACUCUGCAUCUCCAUCCCCAACCCCAUUCCAAUGAUCCUUCCUUCUCUACGCCUCACUCAACUCUCUCUCUUAAACUCCAUUUUCUCUUCAUCGUCUUCUUCGAUUCCUCUUCAUCUUCUUUCUUCUUCCUCCUCUUUCUCUACUUCCUCUAGACAACCCUCUGCUUUUCCCCAUAGACUCAGCCACAGAGAUUGGUUAUCUCCCAAUGAAGUCAUCAUAAUCAUCCAACAAAUCAAACAUCCUCCCUCUCUCCUCGCAUUCCUCCACCAAUGGUCGAAUCGUAAGGACUACAAACCCAACAAAGAAAUCUACACUCUCGUUGUGUCCAGACUUGCAGAGGGCCGCUUGUUUGAUGAUAUUGAAAAAGUGAUGUUGAGAAUCAAAGCCGAAAGGAAUUUCCGCUUGUCCGAUGAUUUUUUCUAUCAUGUUAUCAAGAUUUAUGGCCAUGUUGCCGGUCGUAUAGGUAAAGCUAUUGAUACCCUUUUCGAUAUGCCCAAUUAUAACUGCUGGCCUAGUCUUAAAACCUUUAAUUUUGUGCUUAAUUUGCUUGUUUCGGCGAAGAUGUUUGAUGUUGUUCACGAGGUCUAUAUGGGUGCUCCUAAGUUGGGGAUUGAGAUUGAUGCUUGUUGUCUCAACAUACUCAUUAAAGGGUUGUGCGAGAGUGGGAAUUUAGAUGCUGCACUCAAGGUGUUCGAUGAAUUUCCUCAACAGAGAUGUACUCCAAAUGUGAGAACAUUUUCAACGCUUUUGCAUGCGCUGUGUGAGAAUGGGGAACUAGAGAGAGCAUCAGAGCUUUUCUCUAAAAUGGAAAAUGAAGGUGUUUGCCCAGAUACUAUAACGUUUAAUAUAUUGAUUUCGGGUCUUAGAAAGCAGAAGAGAAUUGAAGAGGCAAUAGAACUUUUGGGGAGAAUGAAGCUGAAAGGUUGCUACCCCAAUGCAGGGACUUAUCAAGAGGUUUUGUAUGGCCUGCUCGAUACAGAGAAGUUUAUCGAGGCAAGGGAUUGUAUGCUUCGGAUGAUUUCGGGCGGUAUGGAACCAAGUUUUGUUUCUUACAAGAAGUUGUUGUCUGGGUUAUGCAAGAAGAAUCUAACUGAGGAUGUGGAUUGGGUUCUGAAACAGAUGGUUAUGCAAGGUUUCGUCCCAAAAAUGGGGAUGUGGAAAGUGAUUUUACGUUGUAUGUUAUCAGGAAAUGAAGAAUGCACUGAUAUCACUGAUAAAGUAACUGAAAAAGUUAUGUUGCUUGCAAUGGAAGAUGGCGUGAUGUGAUGAUGUUCUUCUCUGUUUAUACGCUCUCACUGAAAAUCGACCCAUUUGACGACCGUGUACAAAAGAUCGAAGCACUGGGUAAUGUUAUGGACACAAGCUGAUCAACACUUCCCAACUUAGCUGCUAUCUAUUACUGAAGAACAGACGAAUCUCUUCUGCAAUGUGCUCCGGAGUUGAAGAUAAUCUAAAUCCCAUUUUAAUUUUUUAUUUUUAAAAAUUAAGUCUAUAAACAUUCUUUCUAUUCUUAAAUUUUAUGUUUUAUUAUGAAAUAGGAAGAAAACAACACUUCAGGAAGAAAUUCUCACUUUGUUGCAGCUAAGGCGCGGACAAUUAUGUCCGGUGAUGAGGAUAAUUGAAGGAAGCGGGAAAGGGCCCAUUGACUCAAAUUCAAGAGAGAUGGAGUUAUUUUCUAGUGGCAAACUACCUGUGCCGAUUUAACUAGGAAAAUUGAUGCUUUAUUUAUUGUGAAAAUCUGCACAAAUAACUUCUUUUUUUUUUUUUCGAGGAAACAUCCAACACAAAUAACUUCUUAAUC